CGUUCUCACAUUUAUUCCGAGUUGGACUGAAUUCGUGCUGACUGAUUGGUCUGUAAUAUUACCGUAAAAGAUUACUGGCCAAUUAGAAAGCUCUGUUUUUCUGGUGUGCGCAGAACAGCGUGAAAAGGUUUCGUGUGCUCACAGUCGUACCUGGCAUAGUUUGAUCGUGCUCUUAACACUUUGACAACCAAAUAAAAACAUAACCUCGGUAAAUUCUGUUGCAUACUUCUACCUGAUUUAUUAAAAGAACAUUAAAGAAGAAGAAAUGUAUUUUGUCUGAAGGUUUAAAGAAUAAAAAAAUGGUACAACCGUUUCACUAAGCCGUUAUUUGCAAACUCCAUCGUUAGAUAUGAAAAGAGCCGCAGACGCACUGGAAGACACAAUGGACUUGUUGAAGUCAAAACGACAAAACGUAGAAAAUGUGUUUCAGCAAUUAUUUGCAGAAGCUCAAGAAGUAGCAAGACAAUUAGAUGUUCAAUUAAAAUCACCUCGAACUAAUGCACGACAAAUGCAUAGAGCGAAUCAUCCGGCAGAAACUGUAGAGGCGUAUUUUCAUAGAUCAAUCUACAUACCUCUUCUAAAUUUCAUCGUAAAUGAUCUGAAUUACAGACUUUCUCCUGAUGUCUUAGACUUAUUUCAGUUAGGAGUAUUUUUACCGAAAUCGACAUACUCUGACCAAGACAUUGAUACUGUCAAAAAAGUUGUACAAAUUUAUAAAUUUUUUUUUAAUGACACUGAAACUUCAAUUAUUAACGAAUAUCGACUUUGGAUGAUUAAAUGGAAAAGAGAAAUAGAAAAUAAAUCACCUAUCCCCGAUUCGGUAGUUGAUCUAAUAGAUCACUGUGACAAGAAUUUGUAUCCGAACAUUAAUAUUUUCUUAAUAAUACUGGCUACUCUUCCAGUCAGUGCUGCAACUCCAGAAAGGUCAUUUUCAACUAUUCGCAGAUUAAAAACUUGGCUUCGCGCCUCCAUGGAACAAGAGAGAUUAACAGGAUUAGCUCUUCUCAACAUUCAUAAAGAUUUAACCUACCGAAAUGGUAUAUGUGAUCAUGGCCUUAGGACGAACCAUUCCCGAGAUGCGAGCAAAAAGGCGGCGCGCCGCAGCGCAAGGUGA
This is a messenger RNA of Leptopilina heterotoma, 1114 nucleotides long. Its product is annotated as zinc finger MYM-type protein 1-like. Gene Ontology annotation, molecular function: protein dimerization activity. The record is from RefSeq and is a predicted model, not a curated record. The transcript has 3 exons. The coding region runs from base 350 to 1114 and encodes 254 amino acids. Lineage: Eukaryota; Metazoa; Arthropoda; Insecta; Hymenoptera; Figitidae.